GUUUUCAGCUGCAGACAUGUCGGGUCAGGCACCGGAAGCUUGUGUUAAGACCCUCCUCAGUGGAUGUGCGGGGGGUACGUGUGUGAGUGUGCGUGAUGAAUGGUGGGCGUGUCGGACAUGAAAAAGCGUGAGCGGAGAGACUUACCGGACAGAUUUUACGCACAGACGCGCUUCAUCCGAUCACAGUUCUUUUGUUUCUGCCGUGAUGUUGCCUCUGAGGACCUUCUCUUUCUGGAUGCUGGUUUUCCUCCAGCAGCGGCUCUCCUCCUCAGCGGGGCACAGAGCAGGAGGGGGCUCCGUGGCCCCCCGUGGCAGGUUCAACACCAGUGACCACAUGCCGUGCACGUGGACUGCCAAGGACGCGGGAGACKCCGUGACUCUCAGGGUCAGAUGCCAGAACACGGAGGCCCGGUUCGGAGGCGGACACGCCGACCCGCUGAGGUGCGCGUACCGUGGCAGACCUCAGAGCUGCCCGGCCUUCCGCUCCGACCCGCGAGGCUUCUGGAAGCAGGUGGGUCGCGCGCUCAAGAAGCUACGGGCGAAACUGUGCAGGGACGAGCGUGCGCUGGUCAGGGCUGGCGUGUGUAGGCGCGCGCCCAGAGACGCGCACUUCCAACUGGACGCGAGCAGCUCGGCGCCCUCCGCGCAGUCCGAAGGGCCGGUGACCCACACCCCGACCACGGCUCCAGAUCCGACCCCCCGCCCCACGUCGACCCCCUGCACGGGGCGCGCGGACCACCGGAGCACWGCCGAGGAGUACUGCAGUAGCGCGUGGGCCUCCAUGUGCUCCUUCCUCCUGUCCAUGCUCCAGACUGAGCCCUGUUAAUAAGUCCAGCCUGGGUCUGGUUCUUCUUACAACAACCUCAGGUGUUUUAUUUAUCAGCAGCAGCACGGUCUGAAUAUUAUUUUAAUUUAUAUGUCUGCAUUUAAGGCCAGUUUUAGAAAAAUGUGUCCAAGUUCCACUUAUUUUACAAAAAACAAAACAAACAAAAAAAAUUUCAGGUCAUUCUUCAGGUGUUUUUSACAUCUACUGUUUUAGAUGUUCAUUAUAUACAAAUGUAAGCUCUUAAUAUAUGCCUCAGGCUGUUAAAAUGGUACGUUAUAUUAUUUCCUCUUAACAUUACAUAUUUUAACAUGGGCAAAUUUUAUUUCCAGUUUGGGCAAGUUUUAUGUGUGUGUGUUUCUGAAAGUAUUGUCUACUGUAAAUAGUAAAUGUGGUUCUUAAGAAGUAUUUUUGCUGUGUUUCUCUGAAUGCUUUGUGUUCUUCUACCUCUGGACUUUUAUCAACUAAAUUCAUUCUUGUAUAAAUAAAUGUGCUCUUUUUCUUCAUU
Austrofundulus limnaeus is the source of this 1331-nucleotide messenger RNA. Its product is annotated as fibroblast growth factor-binding protein 1. The coding region runs from base 206 to 826 and encodes 206 amino acids. Gene Ontology annotation, biological process: cell-cell signaling. NCBI's taxonomy places the organism in Eukaryota, Metazoa, Chordata, Actinopteri, Cyprinodontiformes, Rivulidae. The transcript is spliced from 2 exons. Gene Ontology annotation, molecular function: growth factor binding. The record is from RefSeq and is a predicted model, not a curated record.